Molecule: messenger RNA, 1508 nt
Organism: Polypterus senegalus (gray bichir)
Lineage: Eukaryota; Metazoa; Chordata; Cladistia; Polypteriformes; Polypteridae
Product: integumentary mucin B.1-like
Exons: 9
Coding region: 144-1508 (454 amino acids)
Source: RefSeq, a predicted model, not a curated record
UGUUACAACAGAAGGUCAGACAACCAUACCUGGACAAACAACUCCCUAUACAACACCAGUCGGUCCAAGUUCAACUCCUGGACAAACAACUCAACAAGGUACAACACAAGGUAUGACUACUACAAUUGGACAAACAAGUAAACAUGUUACAACAGACGGUCAGACAACCAUACCUGGACAAACAACUCAGUAUACUACACCAGUUGGUCCAAGUUCAACACCUGGGCAAACAACUAAACCAGGUCCAACACAAGGUCAGACAACCACAACUAGACAAACAAGCAAACCUGGUACAACAGAAGGUCAGACUACCAUACCUGGACAAACAACUCCAUAUACUACACCAGUCGGUCCAAGUUCAACACCUGGACACACAACUAAACCAGGCACAACACAAAGGUCAGGCUUCCACAACUGGACAAACAAGCAAACCUGGUACAACAGAAGUUCAGACUACCAUACCUGGACAAACUACUGAAACACAUGUUACUUCCACAACUGAAUCAAGCCCUGCAACUAGUAUCAUUACAGAGCAUACUACAACAUUUGAACCAUCUACUGAUGGAGGUUCUGGUGAAAGUGAAACAACAUUUUUUCACACAACUUUACCAAGCAAGACAGAGGUGGAGACAACAACAUUUACAACAGAAGGUCAGACUUCAACACCUGGACAAACAACUAAACCAAGUACAACACAAGGUCAGGCUUCCACAACCAGACCAACAACUGCCACACAUCAAAGUAGCAAGCCUCCUUGUAACAUGAGCAGAUGUAAACCAGUUCAACCCUGCACUAUGACUGGUGCCAAAACAAUCAUCAAACUGGAUUCCUCUCAUUGCUGUAACAUAAGUGCUUGUGAGUGUCCACCACUUUCACAAUGUCCUUUACCUCCACCCUGUUCUAGUGGUCUUGCUGUCCCCAUGUUUGACCCCAACAAAGAGUGCUGUCCUGUUUAUACUUGCCCAUCAGUUCAUGGGACUACAACAAACCAACCCACUCUUCAAAGCUCAGCUACUCCAACACAUGUCACUAAGAAUCCUUGCAGUGGUAUUAUAUGCCCAUGUAAAACAUGUGGACCUGGUGACUAUAUCACAAGCGAACCAAACCCCUUUAACCCAUGCUGCCCUAAACUGAGCUGUCAUUCCAAGUGUAAAUGUAGUUCAGUGCCUACAUGCAGCAGCACACAAGAGCUGGUUACUGUAAAUGUUCCUGGUCAAUGUUGUCCGAACCUUAAGUGUGUGAAAAAGAAGAAUGACUGCAAUGUGGUUAACAGCACAGUCACAGUUCAGAAGGGACAAUGUUCUGCUCAGGUCCAGAUUCCCAGUUGUUCCGGCUUGUGUUCAUCUUCUCAGAUCUUCACUCCACAGUGCAAAUGGGAAAGUCAAUGCUCUUGCUGCAAGAAGGGCAAAGUCUCACCUAUGUCUUUCACUCUCAAUUGUAAAAAUGGCAAAGCAAAAUCCUACUCAAGCAAUGUACCCCAAACCUGCAACUGCCAAAGCUGCAACUAA